This is a messenger RNA of Exophiala aquamarina CBS 119918, 1485 nucleotides long. RefSeq lists its product as uncharacterized. Gene Ontology annotation, molecular function: heme binding; oxidoreductase activity, acting on paired donors, with incorporation or reduction of molecular oxygen; iron ion binding. The coding region runs from base 1 to 1485 and encodes 494 amino acids. NCBI's taxonomy places the organism in Eukaryota, Fungi, Ascomycota, Eurotiomycetes, Chaetothyriales, Herpotrichiellaceae. The record is from RefSeq and is a predicted model, not a curated record. The transcript is spliced from 9 exons.
AUGCCCAACGCUCACUCUCAGGUCCGAUGUUUGUUAUGUUAUUUUUUGAAACGUGCUGAAUUCCAAGAAUGGACGGUUUUAGGCAGCGUCCUGGGUAGUGAUAGUAAAUACCCAGGGCCAAAGUUGUUCCAGGCCACCAAUCUAGUGCGCAUCUGGUAUGUCCUACGCGGGCAGUGGGUGCAUCAAGUCACAGCUCAACACGAGAAAUAUGGUCCUAUCGUGCGUGUCGGUCCAAAUGAGCUGUCAUAUGUCACGGAAGAAGCUUGGAACGACAUAUACAAGACGCGAAAGGGCGAAGAACAAUUGAAGAAGAUCUUUCCACAAACUCCAAAUUCUCAACAUGGGCUCAUGGACAACCCUUUCGAUGACGAACAGGCAGUUUGUCGCAAGAUUCUGGCUUCGACCAUAAAUGAUAAAGCCUUGCGCCAGAAGGAGAGCAUCCUGCAGAAGAAUAUCUCAGCAUUUGUAAUGCAAUUGCAACGCAAGGUGAGAGAUGGGGCCGGCAAGGCGGUGCUGGAUCUUGCCAAUGGCUAUGAAUGUGUUGCUUUCGAUAUCAUCGGUGAUUUAUUCUCGGGUGAGACAUUCGGUUGUCUUAAUAAUUUGGAACUUCCGCCAUUGCACGGCGAACUCGUUGGUGGCCUUAAGCAGCUUGCCGUAGGUACUGCGUUCCAGACGAGUGCCUUGACACGAUUCCUCUUCUUAAGCAGCGAGCCUCCCCCGUUGGCCGCAGUACUGGAAACGACAAGGCGGUUGGAAAAUAGGCAGAAGUCAUUGGAAAAGUCGAAAGAUGAUGUAUUAUCACAUGUAUUUCAGGAAGUCGGUCGACGUAAUGGUAUCGACCAGAAGCUAGCAACUCGUCUUGCAGCUGAUGCGAUUAUUGGUGGGUUUGACACCAUAGCAAUUGCCAUGGUGGGGACGACAUAUUUCUUGGUGAAGAAUCCGUCUAAGCUAGCCAAGGCGACAGACGAGAUCCGCUCCAAGCUAAGAAGUGUUGAUGAUAUCACUCUUGCAAAUGUCAACUCACUGCGGUAUCUGAGCGCCGUUUUUUCGGAGGGGCUCAGACUGUGGCCCCCAGGUCCGGAAACACAGAGAAGGUUUACCAAUGCUCAAGGCAACUUCAUAAAUGGUGAUCUAAUACCACCGAAGACUUUGGUUGGUGUCUACCAUUGGACAGCAGGAAGAUACUCCCGAGCUUGGACAGAUGCAGAUUCAUUCGUCCCUGAACGGUGGCUAGAAGAAGGCAUGAAUGGGAAGUAUGCAAAUGAUCAACGGGGAGUAGUCAACUCCUUCCAGGCAGGUCCUCGAAAUUGCCCUGGCCAAGCUCUCGCCAGCGCUGAAUUCAGGCUCGUUCUUGCAACUUUGCUCUGGCACUUUGACAUCGCUGCCGCAGACAGUGGUGUUCCCGACUGGUCUAAGACGAAGAUUUUUGGUCUACUCGCCAACAAGCAGCCUUUGAUGGUUAAGAUCUCGCCCCGUUCAGCAUGA